Molecule: messenger RNA, 2032 nt
Organism: Vicugna pacos (alpaca)
Lineage: Eukaryota; Metazoa; Chordata; Mammalia; Artiodactyla; Camelidae
Source: RefSeq, a predicted model, not a curated record
GUGAGAGGGACCGUCUGGCGACAGCCAACUCCCCAAACCCGCGCGGCUGGAGGGAGACCGACCCUCUCUGCCACCCGGGCUGGGGACCGGGCGGGCGCGAUCUUCAGUUCCCCGGGGCCCCGCAGUCACCCGAGGCCGCAGCCGCGCCAACGGCGGGUGCCAGGAGCCCCGGCCGCAGCGGUAUCCCCGCGCAGCGCGGCCACCUGCCGCUGCGUCCCCGCCGGGCCACCGGUUCCGGGCCUCGGCCCCGUCUCGCAGUGCUCUCUGAAGCCGGGGCAGAAAACGGACACUUGCCAGCCCUUUCCUCCCUCCCCACCCCCGACCCUCGCCUUGCACAACGGAGCGUGGGAUUAAAAGCUGCUAUUGCAAAAGUCCCGCAUGUGACCUUGGGCCUUAUCUCAGAUUGAUAGCAGGAAGAUCUUUGGAGUCUUUGACAAUUUUUAACAGCCAGUGAGGAUUGCGAAUACUCCGGCGCCAGCAGGCAGUAUUUGGGGAUGAUGUCAGCUGUGAGUUUCUUUAAAAAAAAAAAAAAGGCGGUUUACUGAAGGAAAUAUUAAACCAAAGAUUAUUUUUCCCUUUUACCCCUAUCAUUAAUUUACCCAUCCGUGCAUGGGACCACUGACUUCAAAUCAGUUAGUUGUCAGGCAAAAGGAUGAAGAUGCAGGCAAUUUUGAUCACCAUUAGGGCAGAGUUGGGGAAAGAGAGAAGGCUCUUGAAAGUUACCUGUGUUUCCUCUCCCACAUGGGUUUCUUAGUAGAUCUCCCCCCAUGACAAUGUCUUCCAUUAAGAUUGAGUGUGUUUUGCGGGAGAACUGCCGCUGCGGUGAGUCUCCAGUGUGGGAAGAAGCAUCCAAGUCUCUGCUCUUCGUAGAUAUUCCUGCAAAAAAGGUUUGCCGGUGGGAUUCGCUCAGUAAACAAGUGCAGCGAGUGAUUGUGGAUGCCCCAGUCAGCUCUGUGGCCCUUCGCCAGUCAGGAGACUAUGUCGCCACCGUUGGAACAAAGUUCUGUGCUUUGAACUGGGCAAAUCAGUCAACACUUGUCUUGGCCACAGUAGAUAAAGACAAGAAAAACAAUCGAUUCAAUGAUGGGAAGGUGGAUCCCGCUGGGAGAUACUUUGCUGGCACCAUGGCUGAGGAAACAGCUCCAGCAGUUCUGGAGCGACACCAAGGGUCCCUGUACUCCCUCUUUCCCAACCACCACGUGGAAAAGUACUUUGACCAGGUGGACAUCUCCAAUGGCUUGGAUUGGUCUCUGGACCACAAAAUCUUCUAUUACAUCGACAGCCUGUCCUACUCUGUGGAUGCUUUUGACUAUGACCUGCAGACAGGAAAGAUCUCCAACCGCAGAAGUGUUUACAAACUGGAGAAAGAAGAACAAAUCCCAGAUGGAAUGUGUAUUGAUGUUGCGGGAAAGCUCUGGGUGGCCUGUUACAAUGGAGGAAGAGUGAUUCGUCUGGAUCCUGAGACAGGGAAAAGACUCCAAACUGUGAAGUUGCCUGUUGAUAAAACAACCUCAUGCUGCUUUGGAGGAAAGGAUUACUCUGAAAUGUACGUGACCAGCGCCCGGGAUGGGCUGGACUCUGAGGAUCUUCUGCGGCAGCCUGAGGCUGGUGGAAUUUUCAAGAUAACUGGCCUGGGGGUCAAAGGAAUUCCUCCUCAUCCUUAUGCAGGAUGAGUGACAGACCGUCUGUCCUAGUGGAGAAGACUCUGAAGACAACAAGAAAAUUCUAGAGCUGAAAUUUCAGUCUAGUUACCUAAAAAAAAAAAGGAGCAAUGAUAUUAACAGGAUUAAAUUUUUAUUUACAAUUUUUAAAAGGUAGAGCAUUUUUAACAAGGGGUGACAGGUGGUUUCAGUAACACAUUAUAUAGAAAUUUAAAGAGCUGUUCAGCUGUCAACCAGCCUCUUGAUUCUUUGCAAAUUGCUGGUGCCGUUGGGGGAGAGGGAAGGGACCGUGUCUGUUCUUUAUUCCGCAUUCCAUACUUCCUAUACCGAAAGCUUCAAGACGCUAAUAAAUAGUAGUCUGGUAACGCUUA